Candidula unifasciata is the source of this 657-nucleotide messenger RNA. Lineage: Eukaryota; Metazoa; Mollusca; Gastropoda; Stylommatophora; Geomitridae. The record is from the annotation of a GenBank genome assembly.
AUGUCAACCUCAUCAAGACCAUCAAGACCACCGCCACCUGUUCCUAAGCCAGGACAAGUGAAAGUUGUGCGGGCUCUGUACAGAUAUGAAGCUCAGCAACCAGAUGAAUUGACUUUUGAUGAAGGUGACACACUGUAUAUUCUAGACAUGAAGGACUCCAGUUGGUGGAAGGCCAAAUGUGGCAGAAAUAUAGGCCUGAUCCCUAGUAAUUAUGUUGAAGAAAACACACAGUCUGUUGAUCAUCCAUUACAUGAUGCAGCCAAGAGAGGCAACAUUGAUUUUUUGAGAGAAUGUCUGCAGAAUCAGGUCUCUGUAAAUGGACUAGAUAAGGCUGGUUCAACCUCACUUCACUGGGCUGCACAUGGUGGGCACCUGGAUUGUCUGAAGACUUUGCUGGAUGUUCCAAAUUGUGCAGUUAAUGUGCAGAAUAAGUUAGGAGACACACCCCUUCAUUCAGCAGCAUGGAAAGGGCAUUCAGGAGCUAUUCAAAUGCUGUUAGAAAAAGGAGCAAGAGUAGAUAUCAAGAAUAAUGAAGGCAAGCUUCCUCUUGAUUUGACAAAGGACCCUGAGGUUGCCGCUCUCCUUCGGCAAGCAGCUGGUGUCCAGUCAUCGAGAUAUUCAAACAAUGACUAUGAGGAUGAAGAGGAUUCUGACUAA